AUGAAUGAAGAGCAUAAACUAAACUGUAGUGCUUACAUCAGAAAUGCCUUCUCUGAGAUAGGCACUGGGAUCUCAGCCAAUAGCUGCCUUUGCCUCUUCCACACCUUUAUAUUUAUUUGUGGACACAGGCUCAGACUCACUGACUUGCUCAUUGGAAUCAUGGCCCUCGUACACCUAGUGAUGCUGUUACUUGCACCAUAUGUAACUGGAGACUUUUUUAUGUCUUCAGGGGGAUGGGAUUAUGUCACAUAUAAACUAUUCAUUUUCUUGCACAGGGUUUUCUGGAGACUGUUUUUUGCCACCUGUCUUCUGAUUGUUUUCCAGGCCAUCAUCCUCUGCCCUCAAAGCUCUCACUUAGAUAAGUUCAAACACAAUUCACCACAUCAGCUCUCAUAUUUCUUUAUUUUACUGAGUAUCUUCUAUACAUCCAUCAGCAGCCAUAUUUUAAUAGCAGCUACUGCCACACAAAAUCUCACCUCUGUCAAUCUUAUAUAUAUCACAAAUUUUUGCUCUUUUACACCCAUGAGUUCCUCAGUACAACACAUCUUCUCUACACUGCUGGUUUUCAGGAAUGUCUUCCUUAUUGGUAUCAUGGCCCUCUCGACUUUCUACAUGGUGACUCUCUUGUGA
Arvicanthis niloticus (Nile rat) is the source of this 630-nucleotide messenger RNA. NCBI's taxonomy places the organism in Eukaryota, Metazoa, Chordata, Mammalia, Rodentia, Muridae. The record is from RefSeq and is a predicted model, not a curated record.